Molecule: messenger RNA, 519 nt
Organism: Aphidius gifuensis
Lineage: Eukaryota; Metazoa; Arthropoda; Insecta; Hymenoptera; Braconidae
Product: baculoviral IAP repeat-containing protein 7-like
Exons: 1
Coding region: 1-519 (172 amino acids)
Source: RefSeq, a predicted model, not a curated record
AUGACGUCUUCAGUAGAGGAUAGAAAACGUAGAUAUAAUAAAUAUAUUCAUCGUGUAGAAGAAACUAGACAAAAAAGUAUAGAGCUAUCACCGAUAGCAGAUAUUUGUGAUCCUGUAAGAUUUUCUGCUGCUGGAUUUUAUUAUACUGGUUAUGGAUCUAAGUUGAAAUGUUUUGAGUGUUGUGUUGAAAUUGACGAAUGGAGUCGAGGUGACAAUCCAUGGCUAGAUCAUCAACGUGCUAAGGCAAGCUGUCGUUUUAUUAGAAAUAUAGCUUGUGGUAAUGUUCCUAGAGGAGUAAGCUCACAACUUAUACCUAUGGAAGGUGAUCCACAUUGUAUACCUACAGAUUUUCGUGCUUCGUAUCGUGUUCCAUCUACUUCAAGAGAAGAAGACCGUACAUUUUAUGCUGAAUUUUAUAUUGAUCUUGAAAUGGAAGAAUAUUCUAAUCCUCCAAUUGAAGUCCAAUUGUGUUGGAAUAUCUACUACACCUCCAGCGGAAAAAGAUCUGGUCUCAUAUGA